Messenger RNA from Nelumbo nucifera (sacred lotus), 1680 nucleotides. RefSeq names its product anthocyanin 5-aromatic acyltransferase-like. NCBI's taxonomy places the organism in Eukaryota, Viridiplantae, Streptophyta, Magnoliopsida, Proteales, Nelumbonaceae. The record is from RefSeq and is a predicted model, not a curated record.
AUAUUAAAAAUGACAAAAAUCCACCCGUUAUUCAGUAAAUUGGCAUAAAUUCCAAACUCCAAACUGGCACCCCAAUAAUACAGACAGUGACAGCAAGACAGCCGCUCAACUCUCCAUAACCUUAAAUCUAUAACCCACUAAAAUUGAAAACCAUUGAUCUGAUCAUACCCCAGUUGCCGGAGUUCAUUCAUUACCUUCACUCCCAUUCCCAUGGCGCCAUCCAAGCAAGUGAAGGUGAUGGAGUUGUGCAAAGUCGCUCCACCACCUGGUUCAGUCGCUCCGGCAUCCCUCCCUCCCACCUUCUUUGAUCUAUUCUUUUUACCGUUGCCACCUCCCCAACUCCUCUACUUCUACGAUUUCCCCCAUCCACUCACUCAAUUCACAUAUGCUCUCCUUCCCCGCAUCAAACACUCGCUCUCCCUCACCCUCCGGCACUUCUACCCAUUAGCCGGAAGCCUGUCAUGGCCGCUGGGUUCUCCCAAGCCCAUGCUCCACUAUGUGGAAGGCAACGCAGUCUCGUUAACUAUCGCCGAGUCCGACGACGACUUCCACCGUCUCUCCGGCAACCAGGUGAGAGAUGCAAAUGAAUCACAUCCUCUUGUCCCUCAGUUGUCAGUAACUGGAUCAGUCGUCCCGCUGCUGGCAUUGCAAGCCACCGUUUUCCCAAAUUCCGGUAUAUGCUUUGGAAUCGCUUUGCACCAUUCAGUUGUUGACGCUAAAACAACUAUCCAUUUUAUGAAGUCGUGGGCUUCAAUCUGUAAGCUAGGAGAGGCAUCUUUGCCAACUGAAUCUCUCCCGAUCUAUGACAGGACACUGAUCAAGGACCCAAAAGGCAUCGAGAAGAUAUUCUUGAGCCAGCUAGUAAAAUUCUUCCACUCUGAGACCGAUUCUCAUGAGUCAGGAGAAAGAAGACUAAAAGUGGUGGAUUUUAUGAGCCCACCCAAGGUAGUCCGAGCCACGUUCCAGCUGAAUGGAGACAAUGUUGCAAGGCUAAGGGGAAGGAUCUGGGCAAUGCGCAAGAAGCAGGAGCAACUACCACAACCUCGACUGUCGACCUUCACGGUGGUCUGCGCUUAUACUUGGGUUUGCUUGGUUCAGGCGGGGAAUGAAAGGUUUCGUUUUUUGAUUAACGUGGACUGUAGAUCUCGUCUCGAUCCUCCACUUCCUGCAACCUACUUCGGUAACUGUAUAGGAACCAGGAUAGUGAAUGCAGAGAGGGCUGAUCUACUAAGACACGAUGCGCUUGCUAUAGCUGCAACUCUGAUUGAUGAGACUACUAAACGGCUGGAGAAUGGAGUUUUGGAUGAUGCAGAGCUCUGGCUUUCACGAUUGUUAUCUGCAGGGAGCAGCGCCCCCAAGAUUGCAGUUGCUGGGUCAAACCGGUUGGGCUUUUACGAUGCAGAUUUCGGAUGGGGGAGACCUAAGAAGGUGGAGUUGACAUCCAAUGACAGAACAGGAGCCAUUUUUAUCACAGAGAAUCCCAAUGGAGAUGGUGGGGCAGAGAUCAGUUUGACGCUCAAAAAGGGGGAAAUGGAUGCCUUUGCUUCUGUUUUCGUUAAUGGUCUUAGGGCUACGGGUACUGAAUUUAACCCCUCUAGACUUUGAAGCUUGCAAAUGAGUUGGUUUUCUGUGCGAUGACAUGGAUUUAUGUGUUACUUUCUCAUGAUAUAUAUAUAUAUA